Messenger RNA from Parus major (Great Tit), 1076 nucleotides. RefSeq names its product interleukin enhancer-binding factor 3. The record is from RefSeq and is a predicted model, not a curated record. The transcript has 7 exons. Gene Ontology annotation, cellular component: precatalytic spliceosome. NCBI's taxonomy places the organism in Eukaryota, Metazoa, Chordata, Aves, Passeriformes, Paridae. Gene Ontology annotation, molecular function: single-stranded RNA binding; double-stranded RNA binding.
CCAGCUCCGGCUCACCCACCCUCUGUCUCUUUCAGAUCCCAGAACGCCGCGGCGCUGCAACACUCUGCUCACCCGAAAAAUCCAAAUAAACCCCUUUACAACCUUCAGGCAGGCAGCAGAAAACAAAAAUGCGCCCGAUGCGGAUCUUUGUGAACGACGACCGGCACGUGAUGGCCAAGCACUCGGCCGUGUACCCCACGCAGGAGGAGCUGGAGGCCGUGCAGAACAUGGUUUCCCACACAGAACGGGCCCUCAAAGCCGUCUCCGACUGGAUCGACGAGCAGGAGAAAGUCAGCGGGGAGCAGCCGGAGACGGAGUCCAUGGAGACGGCGGCCGAGGAGGAGAGCAAGGAAGGAGGGGAUCAGAAGGCCACGGAGCAGCUGACGAGGACCCUGCGGGGGGUGAUGCGCGUGGGGCUGGUGGCCAAAGGCCUCCUGCUGAAGGGGGACCUGGACCUGGAGCUGGUCCUGCUGUGCAAAGACAAACCCACGGCCAAGCUCCUGGAAAAAGUCGCCGAUAAUCUGGGAGUGCAGCUCGCGGCCAUCACCGAGGACAAAUACGAGAUCAUCCAGUCGGUGGGAGACGCCGCCAUCAUCAUCAAGAACACCAAGGAGCCGCCGCUGACGCUGACCAUCCACCUGACGUCCCCCGUGGUCAGGGAGGAGCUGGAGAAGCAGCUGGCCGGAGAAACGCUCUCAGUCACCGACUCCCCGGACGUUCUGGACAGGCAGAAAUGCCUUGCUGCCUUGGCGUCUCUGCGCCACGCCAAGUGGUUCCAGGUUUGCAUUUUGUUCUUAUAUUUAUCUUUAAGUAGAAAGAUUGGUAAACUCUUUUUAAGGGGCUGACCUCUGGAGCUGCUGUGUGAGAAAUCCAUCGGGACGGCGAACCGGCCGAUGGGCGCGGGCGAGGCUCUGCGCCGCGUGCUGGAGUGCCUGGCCUCGGGCAUCGUCAUGCCAGAUGGUUCUGGUAUUUAUGACCCUUGUGAAAAAGAAGCCACUGAUGCUAUUGGGCAUCUAGACAGACAACAAAGGGAAGAUAUCACACAGAGUGCUCAGGUAUAGUGUGACCUCCAUCCG